AUGGUUGAAAAGGCUCAGCCGAAAAAGACGGCAGUCAUUGUCGACUUUCGGAAGGACAAAUCAGAAUUGAUCAACUAUAGAAAUGAACAUGUUAUCACCGUAAUAACCGUACCAUACGACUUGGUUGUCAACGGCUUGAUAUUCACCUCGCUAAGAAACCAGUUGGAAGUUGGCCAGCGCCCGCUGCUCCAUAGAAUAGGGUCAUGUGAUCUUGUGGUACUAAUGAGCGACGCAGGUAUUGAGCUGAUCAAUGGACAACCCAAGCGCGGAUCAAAAGCUCACUUACUCUCUAUGGCUUUGUACGAGUACAAUCAUGAGCAUCCUCCCAAGUCACCGCCACUAUUCAUGGAUGGUGGGUUUGAUAACUGGCGGGACCAAUAUCCCAUGUACACAAAAGGUGAUGGCACUUUGAAACGACCUGAACCGAAAGAUCAGUUGGAUCAUAUGGUUAUCAACUACAAGAGAGCUUGCUUGAUGUUGGACUACCCUGACCUCUCACCACCGCGUCCAUCCGCUCAACAACCUCGUGUUGCACCAACGGUUAAUGGCCUAAAACCUACUGAUGAAAAAAAUCAAUCAUUGAAACACGUUCCCAACGCGACUGUGAUAAGAACUGACGACGUGGAUGUUCAAAACGCUAAGCGUAUGGAAACGACUUUUUCUGCUCAUGACUCGGCCAUAUCCACAUCGUCUAUCAAGAGUACGCCGGUCGCACCUCAGAGCAGCGCUGCUGCGACUUCGGUAACGGUAUCUCCGAAGGUUGCGGGUGACGGUGAUACGUCGACGACAACUUCACAGCCACCUUCUACUAGUCAAAAGAGCGCAGGACAAACAGCUCCUACACCACCCGCACCUUCGCUGCAGUCACCUGCUGAAUCGUCGAAACAUGAUUCAGGUGUUGAUCAACCUGUUGCAUCUGGAUAUCAUCCGUCAGUGACUGUGGGACCGCCUCCUUCUGUGCCUUCCCGUAUGCCCAUGGUUGAUAGAUCCAAUAAACCAAACCAGCAGUAUGACACGGCUCAAGAGAGUAGACUGGAAGCUGUACACAUCGCUCCUUUAUCAAAAAUUAAUGCUCAUCCUUCACAACCUCGACUUCCACUUCCCGAUCGUAGUACUAAACCAGUUUUAAUAAGUAUUGACCAGGAGCAACAAUUAUUGGAUAUUUAUAAUAGUAUGUGUGAUUCCACAGAAGGUAGCUCAAACCGUCGUGGUACUCCGCGACCCGGUUAUACUGGUCUUUAUAACAUGGGUAAUACGUGUUUCAUGAAUGCAACCCUUCAAGCUCUGUUUCACACACCUCUAAUGCUGUCAAUAUUCUCAAAAGAAAACUUCAUGUCUCGUGUUAAUCCGUGA
Molecule: messenger RNA, 1353 nt
Organism: Cooperia oncophora
Lineage: Eukaryota; Metazoa; Nematoda; Chromadorea; Rhabditida; Trichostrongylidae
Source: the annotation of a GenBank genome assembly